AUGUCUUGGAGACUAGUGGUGGGGAUAGGCCCCUCAUCUUGCCCCAAAGACAACGGUGACAGAUCCCCAAAGAGGAGCGACAACUUUGGCUGGCCUCAGGGUUCGCUGCCUCCUGCUGCGUGGGAACACGGAGAGUUCCAAGCCCUGAUGGAAGGCAUGAAAUCAGCAUACGAAACAGCGGACAUAGUGCGUCAUCGAGACAGCACACACGCUCGUCAACCCGACCAGUACCUCGAUGGACAGCCAGGGUCGAGUAGAACUCCAAGCCUAUCUGCAAAGCGGCUCUCGAAUACUUUGGGUAAAACGCCAGGGACACAGUAUGUCUCAACAAGCUCCAAGGAAACCCCGCGCGCAGUUGCUAGUUAUCCCAGGCCCCAGCAAAACACGGGAGAGCAACCGGAUUUCUUGGCAAGUCGAGGCACAUUUGACCAAGCCGUGCCUCAAGGUGAUCCUCUCCUCGACAAGUUUCUCUCAGGAAGCCAAGGGAGCCAGAAUGCAACAUUCCCCCUUGAGGCAAACAAUGGGGAUGAACCCCAAGAAAUCCAAGAAGUCGGCAUCCCACUGCAACUCCUCUGA
This is a messenger RNA of Eimeria acervulina, 576 nucleotides long. RefSeq lists its product as hypothetical. The record is from RefSeq and is a predicted model, not a curated record. Lineage: Eukaryota; Apicomplexa; Conoidasida; Eucoccidiorida; Eimeriidae. The coding region runs from base 1 to 576 and encodes 191 amino acids. The transcript is spliced from 2 exons.